Messenger RNA from Emiliania huxleyi CCMP1516, 1977 nucleotides. RefSeq lists its product as hypothetical. The record is from RefSeq and is a predicted model, not a curated record. The transcript has 2 exons. Lineage: Eukaryota; Haptophyta; Isochrysidales; Noelaerhabdaceae. Gene Ontology annotation, molecular function: protein binding. Bases 1 to 1977 code for a protein of 658 amino acids.
AUGCGUCUGCCGCACCUCGAGCAGCUUCAGCCUCCGCCUCCGCCGUCUGGGAGGAGGCUGCCGCUCCUCGACGGCACGCCGUUUCGAAUCGGCCGCAAUGCCGACUCGGAAGCAGUCGUUCACGGCGAGUUCAUCAGCCGCGAUCACGCGAGCCUCCGCAAGUCGGACUCCGGCGGCUGGGUGCUCCGUGAUCUGUCUCGCAACGGCGUCUUCAUCGCGGGUUCGCUGCGGCUGAAGCCGAACCAGGACCACAUCCUCACCGACGGCGACGAGAUCCGACUCGGUGGACCUGGAGCCGAUGCGGAGGCCAUCUUCCGUUUUGUGCAUCCGUCCAGUGGCUCGCCCGCACUUGCCGGUGGCGAGGAGGAGGCGGGCGGCGAGGAGAUGGAGGCGGCUGGCGAGCAGACGGAGGCGGGUGGAGAGAGGGACGGCGAGGCGGAGGCGGCGGAAGAGAGCGAGGAGGAGUGCACGCAGGAGGACCCGGAGCUGAUGCACUGCCUCGCCGCCGCCGCCGCCGCCGCCGCUGGUGCAGCUCCAGCCUCCUCUGCCGCAUCUGACGACCUCGACGACGAGACUGCUCCGGGCCUGGCUUCCGUCAUGCCCUUCUCUCUCUCGAACGCCGAGUUCGUGGAGGCUGCCCGGGGCGUGUGCGCCGCUGAGGCUGCCGCUGCGGCGGCGGCGGCGGCGGAGGAGGAGGAGCGAGCGGCCAGCAAGCCGGUCGCGGCGGCGGCGGCCGUCUCGGGGACGGGCGGCGCUGGUGCGGCUCCGGCCGCAAAGCGCGCGCGCAUCGACUGCUUUUACCCCGACGCAGGGGCGGCGGCGCGAGACGCGACGGGAGCGCCGGCGCCAGGCUCGCCGGUGGGCGGCAGCAGCACGGGCCAGUCAGGCGCAGCUGCGGCGGCGCCGUCUGCGGGCGGGGGCUCGUCGCGGUCGCACGGGGGCGGCGUGGCGGCAGCGGGGUCGGGUGCCGGGGCGGGCCGGCUGCACGGCUUCUCUCGCAAGCCGUCGCAGGAGGCCAGGGCGUUGGCCGAGGCGGACGCCGUCCGCCCGGACGGGCAGGGCGAGCUGGGCCACAGGUUUGGCGCUCCGCCCUUCUCCGUGCUCAACAGCCAGAGGGGGUACUGGAAGGAGCGGAGGCACUUCUGGGAGGGGACGUACAACGUGCACUCCGAGGAGGGCCGCGGCGACAACCUCAUCGGCUACAAGGGCCUCGGAGGCGAGGGGGCGAGGGGCACGUCCGUCUUCUGCCCCGUCCUCUCGGAGCUCUGCUGCCGCUGGUGGUGCCCCGCCGGAGGGACUGUGCUCGACCCGUUCGCCGGAGGGUCUGUGCGCGGCGUGGUCGCCGGCUGGCUCGGCCUGCGGUACGUCGGCCUCGAGCUGCGGCGCGAGCAGAUCGCGAGGAACCGCGAGCAGGCGGCGCGCGCCGGCGCGGUCGCGGGGUCGAGCGGCCACCGCUGGCGGCCUCCGGAGUGGGUGGAGGCGGACGCGCGAGAGCUCGCCGAUGGCGACGGCCCCGCGGGCGCGCCUCGGCAGGCCGACUUUGUCUUUUCGUGCCCGCCGUACUUUGACCUCGAGCAGUACUCGGACGACCCCCGCGACCUGUCGAGGGCGCACAGCUACGCCACCUUCCUCGCCGCCUACGAGGCGAUCAUCGCCGCCGCCGCGCACCGCCUCAAGCCUCGCCGCUUCGCCUGCUUCGUCGUCGGCGAGAUCCGCGAUGGCGACGGCUUCAUGCGCAACUUUGUGGGCGACACCGUCUCCGCCUUCCAAAAGGCGGGCUGCCGGCUGUACAACUCGUGCGUGAUGCUGCUCCCCUUCAACACGCUGCCCGUGCGGGCCGGCAAAGCGAUGGCCUCCUCCGCCAAGCUGGGCAUGUGCCACCAGCACGUGCUCGUCUUCUACAACGGCCGCAACCCCGCGGCGGAGGUCAAGGGUCUCAAACUCGCAAACAUGACGCGCCCGCUCGAGUGGGAGUGA